CAACCGACAGAAUUUUUCGCGCUGAACGUGUCGCGCGCUGCCAUCGCCGCUGUGUGAGCGACAAUGAAGAAGUGACAUCUAUUUACAAUUCUUUAUUCUCGGGCGAUACUGGCGGUAUAUGACGUCAUUGUUGAGCUCCGAAAUUGAAAUCAAUAAGCUAUGUGCAAUGUCGUGUGUACACAUCAUGGACAAUGGAAAAUGGUGAUGAUGCCAGAAUUUCGCAUACAUUUCAACUUGCUUGAUCGUUGAGAUCGACGAAGACGAAUGUCCUUUAGCAAAAUGGCUCGAAAUAAUAAGAAGAGACUUGCGAUAUUCGUGACUACAUCAACAUGCAUCAUUUACGCAGAAGCAAAGUAUUGUUCCUCAGAAAUGCCUGGAGAAAUAAAAUACUAUGAAUGUUUAAGAACUGAAUAUUGUUGCACUUUUGGCUGUUGCGUGUCACCAGGGCAAUAUUUCCAUCAAUUAUGGUACUACUGGAUUCUAGUCAUAUUUAUGUUUCUUCUGUGUUCUGGCGGAGGCUGGUGGUAUCGAUAUUGGUUACAAGGCAGAUACAGAGCCGCUGCUUCCACUAUUCCAUCCCGAUCUUCCACUACGAGAUCUCAAACUUCUAUUCGUAACACACCUUACCAAGCACAGCGAGCUCGUAUCACAUAUAAUUCAGCGAGAAAUACCGUCUUAUUACAUCGUAUGAAAGGUCCUCAAAGAAAUAUAGCGGCACCACCGUACAACAACAAUGCAACCACAUCGGGACAUUAUCAAAAUAUGAACGUUGUGUUGAACGACGCAACAAAUUGUCCUUACUAUCAACUCUACGGUCCACCGCCUAGUUACGAGUCUGUGAUGGCUCAGACACGCGGCAAGAUGUCUACUCCGGCAUCGCCGGAGUCUACUGCCGCGCGGUUGAAUUUACAGUCGCCGAAUGUAAUAACGAAUCCGAGCGUGUCGCAAUGUUUAUUUUAUUCGUGCGACUCGCCCGCGAGAUUAGUUAACGAUAGCUCAAAUCAAUGUUCAAGCGAUAUCGCGAGUUGUCAUCAGCACGAUGCUCUUCACCAGAGUGUUCCGUUCGCGCAUUAUUCACAAUAUUGUACGGGAGCCGGCGCGACUAGUCAGAACAUGUGUAUUCCAUUAGAGUAUCCCGAGGAAUCGCUCGCUUCCGGUGGAGUUAAUUUUAGUCAUUCUCUGCAGAACAGGCCGCAACGACUGCUGGAGAGAUUGUCCGACAUGUCAGACGCGGAAACCUACGAGGUUCCGAACAGAGAGACAACGCUGAACGGCCCCGGCAGGGAGUACAGUCCGUGGCAUGUGAAUAAUAGUCACACAGCGUUGAAGGUUCACAGCAAGAUCGAACAACGAUCGCCUCCGCAAAGAUGCGCGGCAAUUGGGGAGACGCGCGCUUCCUCGUCCAAAUCCGAAGAAAGCGAAAGCGAGAACGAAGCAAAGUGUAUGUUUUUCGCGACGCAGGACAACAUCUCGACGAGGGAACGCACGAAUCAUCGUGGUUCUCUGCGAUUACCGCGCAAACACAACGGCGGUGGAAUUUACCAGAGCAACAGCUUCCCGAGAGAUUCCCCGAAGGAUCUGCCGAGUUCUCAUCUGAAUGUUUUUGACUUCACGUCUAAAUCAACUUCCGAGAACGCGCCUCCCGUCGUGAGCACUUCGGAACGCGCUGACGCCGUUACAAGUCCCUCUCAAUCAAAUCCAUCCAAUAAUGUGAUAUUAGAAUCCUUUAUUUUUGAGAACGCGCGAUCGUCUCCGUUGUACGAAAACGUCACAAUGAAUCGGAGUACAAACUUUGAUCUUGAAAGUAAACACAAAUUAGACAGAUCGAAGUCGCUAGACUGAACGUAAUACUGAGAUUCUCUCGUUAUUACGCGAUGCUUAUUCUUGUAUGUCUCUGUUGUUCGCGUGUGUAAACUCGUACAAAUCUUGAUCGUUCGUUAUCAAGAUACGUCGCAUCAAUAUAUACAGUUUCUUCGCGAUUUACUAGAUAGGAGAUAAUUUUAUUUUAAUAGAAAUACUCUGAUACUAUUUUCUUUAAUACACUUGCAUGUGUGAUAUAUACAUAUAUAUUUAAUGUAGCUAUAAGUAUCUCGCGUAUUUAUACCGCGUUAAUUUUAAAAAUUUCUUUGUCUCAUUUUGGUCGUCGAUUUUUAAUACCGAAAUUUCGUGCGCAUUGUUAUGUAAAUAUAGAAUGUUUCUAAACUGAAUGUCACAA
Messenger RNA from Pseudomyrmex gracilis, 2215 nucleotides. RefSeq lists its product as uncharacterized. Bases 265 to 1842 code for a protein of 525 amino acids. Gene Ontology annotation, cellular component: cytoplasmic vesicle membrane. The transcript is spliced from 5 exons. The record is from RefSeq and is a predicted model, not a curated record. NCBI's taxonomy places the organism in Eukaryota, Metazoa, Arthropoda, Insecta, Hymenoptera, Formicidae.